AAAAGGGUGUCAUGGUUCCCUCGAGAGCGCCGUAUGAAGGAACAUCGAGUCAUCGACCCCGCUGAAGAUUGCUUCCUCGUGACGUCAAAUGAAGGGGAAAUAUUUUUCAAGUCGCCGUCAGACGAACCUACCGUGUGUGGCAUCUACAUGAUAACCGACCCCGACAAGAAGAUACAAGUCACUUUCAACUAUCUGGAUGUGCCUUGUGAAAAUGGUGGACUGGUUGCGUGGAUCGACGGUUGGGAACUGAACGGACAAAUUUGGCCUGCGGACGCUUGGAACGAUGAUCGGCUAGUGGAAUCCUGCGACAGUCGGCCUCAAAACAAGCUGACAUCGAGCCAGAACGCCGCGCUGAUUCAGUACAGAGUACCAGCUAAGGGUAAAGGAUUCGCUAUCACAGUGCACCACUUAAGGAACAACAAACCGUGCAACAUUAUGGUGUUUGACCCGGAAGGCGUGUACACUCUUCGCAACCACGGCGAAGCUGGCAACUGCUCUGUGUUGGCCAUAGCGCCAGCCAUCGUGCAAAUAUUGGCUCUUGAUGUUGGACAGUCUGUAAAGACUGGCCCGCUGAACCUUGAGACUGGGACUAUUCAUUUCUGUAAAAAGCGUGGUCUCCCUGACUACGUGGACAUCGGCGGAGCUACCGGCCUCGAUCAUACGAAGAUGAAGGUGCUGGAUAACAUCUGUGGAUUGGAUUCUAUGGCAGGUCAACGACCCUUGUUCAUCGCCUGUGAGGAAACCGUCGUCCGUUUGGUGUCCAGUGGCCUGUACAAAAACUCCGUGACAAUCGGCUUCAGUCCCUUGAUAGUUGAACAUAUUCAAGACGCCUAUUUUAACUGCGCUCCCCUCGAUAAAUAAAUACAUCGUAAUCAGAGCCCUCUAUACACCGCUUAUGAAAACGAAAUGUAACGCAAUGGUC
Papilio polytes (common Mormon) is the source of this 922-nucleotide messenger RNA. RefSeq names its product corticotropin-releasing factor-binding protein. The transcript is spliced from 6 exons. Gene Ontology annotation, molecular function: corticotropin-releasing hormone binding. Gene Ontology annotation, biological process: negative regulation of corticotropin secretion; negative regulation of corticotropin-releasing hormone receptor activity; hormone-mediated signaling pathway. The coding region runs from base 34 to 861 and encodes 275 amino acids. The record is from RefSeq and is a predicted model, not a curated record. NCBI's taxonomy places the organism in Eukaryota, Metazoa, Arthropoda, Insecta, Lepidoptera, Papilionidae.